This is a messenger RNA of Capra hircus (goat), 2118 nucleotides long. It is a transcript of the gene TCN1, whose product is annotated as transcobalamin 1. Gene Ontology annotation, biological process: cobalamin transport. Gene Ontology annotation, molecular function: cobalamin binding. Lineage: Eukaryota; Metazoa; Chordata; Mammalia; Artiodactyla; Bovidae. The transcript is spliced from 10 exons. Bases 95 to 1474 code for a protein of 459 amino acids. The record is from RefSeq and is a predicted model, not a curated record.
UUGAGGCAAACGGAAGGAGGAGCUCCCAGUACCCUCCGUCCAUCACCCAUAAAGAGCCAGCCCAGCCUCACCACUCCUGAGCACGGCUGGAGAGAUGAGACCCUCACGCCAGCUCGCCCUAGCGGGGCUGCUGGUCUUCUCUCUUAUUCCGAGUCAACUAUGCCAGAUGCACGCAUUAACCCAGGUGAAUAAGAAGAAGACGGAGGAGCAGACGACUGAAUCCAGGAAGCAGACUGGGUUGCAGGCGGGGACUUGGAAGGUGUGCAUCGGGGUAAAUGAAACCAACUUCUGGCAUAUAGAACCUCUGAUAAACACGAUGCUAAACGCAAAGUACACCGAACGGUUCCAAGAUGCCAACGUCCUGUUGACCUUCAGACUUGUUGGGAUUAAGAGUCAAAGGCUAGAACAGCAGCUGAGUGGACAAAUCAAAGAAGACAUAAAUAGCAGAGAGAUGGAGUUAACCUCGGGAGAGCUUGCCGUGGAUAUUCUGGCUUUGGGAGCAUGUGAAAAUCAGGAUAGAGAGCUUAUACGUGGUGCUCAUCUGGUUAGCAAACUUGGAGCCAAAUUCCAAGCAGAAAUUCAGAACAUGGAGGCGCACAGCGGCAACCCACUGACUAACUAUUACCAGCUCAGCCUGGCCCUGUUGGCCUUGUGUCUGUUCAACGGGCGCUACUCAAUCACCAGUGUGACUUAUUACUUCACUCCUGAAAAUAAGAACUAUUAUUUUGAGGACCAGUUCUCAGUAGAUACCGGAGCGAUGGCUGUUCUUGCUCUGACGUGUGUGCGGAGGGAUACACAAAAGAAGAUGAACGCGAACACAAAGCGUAAAAUCAGUGGCUACAUAGCGUCACUGGCAAACAAGAUCCAGGCCGAGGGAAAACAGGGCCUCCUUGGAAACAUAUUUAGCACGGGAGAGGCUAUGCAGGCUCUCUUUGUCUCAUCGGACUAUUACAAAAAUGAAAGAAAUUGCCGAGAAACUCUGCGCGCAGUAUUUGACAACAUUUCUCAGGGAGUAGUUUACCUGCCGAUUGCUGCAGCCCAGAUCUUACCUGCCUUGAUGGGAAAGACCUAUCUGGAUGUCACCAGCCCUUCUUGUGGCCACAAUCCAGUCAAAUUCAAUGUCUCCACUGAGAAGCCUGAUACGGCGACGCCCACAACUGCACCCUUGUACAUCUUAGUCAAAUAUUCUGUGCAAAUCAACAAGACAAGUCACACUGAAGUCACCGUGAGAAAGGGUUCUGUCUUCCUCGAUGUGAUGAAGGCUGCUCAGGAGAAAAACAAGACUCUAUUUCGCUUCACAGUGGAGGAGACCUCGUGGGGCCCCUUCGUCACCUCUGUUCAGGGCAUAAGCGCCAGUAGUAAAGACAGAACCUACUGGAAACUUCUGAGCAAUGGCCAGCCACUGACCCAAGGGGCUGGGAGUCAUGUUGUCCAAAAUGGAGACAAUUUGGAGGUUCGUUGGAGCAAAUACUAAUAAAUUCAAACCCUCCUCAGCUGGGUCUGAGCCUUUUGUGGGACAAUUCUAUGUGGAAAUUGAGCUUACAUUUUCUUUUUCAUUCAUAUCUCAAUGCUUCCAGCACAUCAAUAGCCUCUACUUCUCUCUUUGAGUGUCCAAUAAAAGACCGACAGCUACACAGAAAGAGCACGCUCUAAUCAUUUAAUACCAAAGGGAAUUACUAUUAGAGGGAAGACUACCUCAGGGAGAACCGAAGUGAAAAAGAUUAGACCCACCUGUCUAAGCAGUUGAGUUCUGCGCACAGUUCCCCUGCUAACUCUCUGGGUGACCUUGGGCAACUGGGGGAGAUGGAGAGAAGGUUCUAACUCAAAUGGUACAGCAGCAACCAGUGAGAUCGAGGAGGCGUCUCAUAGGGAGACUGAGGUCUCUGAGACCCGGGGGCAAGGGAGGAACUGAAGAGACAUGUUGGCCUCAUACAGGCAGCGGGUGGGUAGAGAGAAAAAUACUGCCCUAGACGAAGUAAAAUGGGAGGCCUAUCCAUGAAAGUCAGCACACAAGGUUUGAGGAACUGUUUCAUCCCUAUCGCCAGCUGCCUCCCCUAGGUCCCACUCCUCUAAUUUCACCAUGAAAAUCUUAUUUCUUCUCCUAUUUCACCAUGAAAA